This is a messenger RNA of Trichobilharzia szidati, 2756 nucleotides long. NCBI's taxonomy places the organism in Eukaryota, Metazoa, Platyhelminthes, Trematoda, Strigeidida, Schistosomatidae. The record is from the annotation of a GenBank genome assembly.
GUACAAGCCAGUCCAGCCACGUAUUUUGUCCUCAAGGUCAACGUCUGUGAAUUAUAAUUUUUCACAACGUUCGGUGACGGUGAGCAGUACUUUACUUCUUUCCGUUUAAUCAUUUCCUUCGUCAUUAGACCUUCGUGUACAAACACCCAAAACAAAAAAAACAAAAGAAAUAAUCAAUAACAAUGUUGAUUAGAGAUAUGUAUAAUUGUACAAUAGAUCUCGGGAGUUAUAUUCAGUAUUUGUGCAUCGCAUUGUCAACACUGUUAGUUUUAUCCUCGAUAUUUCCUGUAAAUGCUGUACAAGAGUUCACUGUUUAUCGUGCUCAACAGUAUGAUUUCCAAGGUGUUAGUAUAGGUAGCCGACUUUCAUCACUAAAUUGUGAGGCUCAAACACACAGCAAUCGAUUAAUCGGUCGAAAUUGUCUUCUUUUGAAAUUAGCCGAUGUAUCUUUAAAUAUUAUCAAGGAUGCUGUGUUUCAUAAAGUCUCUGGCCUAGUCAUCAUUCUGCCAUCCCACUCAUGGUCACAAGCAUUGAUAAAUCAUUUCAUCUAUUUAGAAAAAGAAAUACUAAGUGAUGAAUUUCAAAUUCCUAUUUACUUUACACAAAACAAUUCUGCACUCCAAGAGUUUUAUGAACAAAUUAGCCAGCUUACAACGUCUAGUGCACAAAAUUCAGGCAUAUCUACAAUCACUCGAGCUCUAUCUUCAACUGGUUAUCGAUUACUGACUGGAUAUCAAACACCGAAACCCAUCACAGAUAAUUAUAUGAUAAAUAUUGAGGGUCGACUGGGAAAAGAGAGUGCCAAGUCGGCGAUCAUUAUCUGUGCACAUUAUGAUGCCAUUUCAGCUGUACCUAGCUUGGCCUUUGGUGCUGAUGCAAAUGGUAGUGGCGUUGUCAUUUUAUUGGAACUUGCUCGUCUGCUAUCACAACUUUAUUCAAAUGAAGCCAAUAGAUCGCCAUACCAAAUUGUAUUCCUUUUAACGGGUGGUGGAAAGUUCAAUUUCGUCGGGUCUAAACGUUGGCUUGAUCAAAGUAUUGAAGAUUCUGUUGGUUUAGCCCUCUUAGAUUCUGUUGCUCAAGUAAUCUGCUUGGAAGGUUUGGGUUCGUCAAAUUUCGGUCAGAAUUUGUAUGCGCAUGUCUCGAAACCACCGAAAGAAGGCUCAUUUUCAUACAAUUUCCUCAAAGCUUUGAAUUUAUCAAGUCAUUUGCAUCCUUAUCCAAAUGAGUUGUCAAAUUCCAAAUCACUAAACGACAACAAUGCCAACAACAACAACAACAAUCAGUCAAGUUUCGUGCAUAUGAUUCAUAAAAAGAUCAAUCUGAAUCAAGAGAUUCUAGCCUGGGAACAUGAACGCUAUUCAAUUCACAGGUUGCCUGGCUUGACUCUAUCCAAUUGGCCGUCUGUACAUACAGCUAAUCAAUGGCGUCAGACAUCACUUGAUGGCGGUGUACCAAUGGAUACCGGUGAUGAAAAUGCUUCAGAAUAUUAUCAUACAAUCAAUAAAUCUGGGGCUGAUGGUUCUCAUCAUCGUGGCAAUGUUAGCCCACUUCUUCUGGCACGUAAUACUCAUGUUAUUCUAGAGGCUAUAUUACGUGUAAUAUAUGAGAUUAAUGCUUCGCAUCCGAUGAUAAAUAAUUCACCGAUAGUACCAGCUCAUUGGUCUUCUGAAGUCAGCACUGGUGCAUUAUUAGAUCUAGUAACUAAAUAUCCACGUAGUGCUCAAUAUUUAACUUCUAAAUGGAUGACAAAAUCGCAAGAACGCCUCUUUACAGAGAUACCAACAGCACAUCGACUCAAUGCUAAAGAUGCUGUUUCACAUAAAGCAGGAAUCAUUAAAAGCUUAGAGCACUAUUUGUCAGGAUUUAUGAAUGAUGUUCGCGUUGUUCAACAUUCAUUGACUGAUGAAACAAUUAAAGUUGGUGGUAAGACCUCUUCAUCUUCGUCUUCUGGUGGUGGUGGUCCUAGAGGAGAAGCUCAAAGAAAAAACUCGGCUGAAUCUACUGGUAAUUCAGUCCCGUCAAUUGUUACUUCAGCGGCAGCAUCAACAGAAGUAGAAGUUGUUUUGUAUUCUGAUGUAACACCAUGUGUUAUGUCUGUUCAUAGACUAAAGUCAUCUGUAUUCGAUUUCGCUAUAGCUUGUGCUGUAGCUAGUUAUCUUGGCCUUGUAUAUUUACUUUUGGAGCAUUUUCAUCUAGUCUUGAAUUUGUUCAAAUUCAACAAAAUUGUCAAGUCAAAAUCACAAUAAAGCCAAUGGUCGACGGCACCAGCACCUUGACGUGUUGACAGGUGUGUACAGCAGCACUUAUUGUUAUUAUUAUUAUCAUUAUUAUGUAGUAGUAGUAGUGCAAUGAUUUCUUUCAUCCCUUGAAAACGAAAAGCUCCAGCCAACAGGAUCUUCGUUGAUGUUACUUUGUACUUCCUUCUAGUUAAUGUGUGAAUAAUUUCCUCAGUUAUUUAUUUAUUUAAUUAUUUUCUUGUCUUAACAUAAAUGUGAUUUCAUCAUUAAUAUCACCAGCUAUGUUUGUAUACACAAUUUUCUUUAUAUAAAAUGAGUUACAAUUGUAUACUUAAUAAUAUAUACUUUUUAGUCAAAUAGAUAUUUGUCCCAUGUUGUAUUUUGAAAUACCCCCCGCUCCUGCCCCCAAAUUAUUACUCUUUACUUGUUGAUAAGCAUUUCAAGUGCUCUAUAGCAAACCUUACGUGUUUUAAUUUGUUGUAUUUAUUUGUAAUGAAUAUAUAAACUUCAUAACUGGUG